AUGGUCUUCAAGCUCUGCCAAAGCGCUGAGAGCAGAUGGCGCCGACUCCAGGGCUACAGGCUCCUGGCCGACGUCAUCAAAGACCCUUCGCAGUUCAUCUACACCUACGUGCGAAAGGAAGCCCUGCUCUCCUCCCAAAUCGAAGGCACGCAGUCUUCUCUCUCGGACCUUCUCUUGUUUGAACUCGACGAGGUGCAGGGAGGGUUGCGCGACGAUGUUGUCGAAGUCUCAAACUAUGUUGCAGCACUCGAUCAUGGACUUUCCCGACUCCGAAGCGGUUUUCCCCUCUCUGGGCGGUUGCUCCGCGAAAUUCACGCGGUGCUACUCUCGCGUGGCCGUGGCAGCGGCAAAGAUCCAGGUAACUUUCGGCGCUCGCAAAACUGGACAGGCGGGGUGCGGCCAGGGGCUGCCGCCUUCGUGCCUCCGCCACAUCUGGUAGUUCCCGACAGCAUGGGUGCACUCGAGCGGUUCCUCAAUGGCAAGACAGGCGACCAGCCUAUUCUCUUGAGAGCCGGGCUUGCGCAUGUCCAAUUUGAGACGAUUCAUCCGUUCCUCGACGGCAACGGUCGCCUUGGGCGCCUGCUGAUCACAUUGAUCUUAUGUGAGGCCGGGAUGCUCAAGGAGCCGCUGCUCUACUUGAGCCUCUACUUGAAGCAUCAUCGCAGUACCUACUACGAACUCUUGAGCCGGGUUCGCGAAGUGGGCGAUUGGGAGGCGUGGCUUGAUUUCUUUCUCAGCGGAAUCGAAGUGUCGGCGGCGGGCGCUGUUUCUACAGCGCACGAGUUGUCGACGAUGUUCGCGGCUGACCGUGCCCAGAUCGAGGCGCAGGGACGGCGCGCGGGGUCGGUUCUGCGGGUUCACCAGGCUCUCAAGGCCCGCCCACUACUCUCCAUCUCGAACGUCUGCCAGCUCACGGACCUCUCCUUCCCCACGGCCUCUUCCGCGAUGGAACUACUUAUCGAGCUGUCGAUUGCCCGCGAGGUGACAGGCAAUGCAAGAAACCGACUUUUCGCUUACAGCAGGUAUCUCUUGAUUCUGAGCGAAGGCACCGAACCACUCUAG
Messenger RNA from Nerophis lumbriciformis (worm pipefish), 1062 nucleotides. Lineage: Eukaryota; Metazoa; Chordata; Actinopteri; Syngnathiformes; Syngnathidae. The record is from RefSeq and is a predicted model, not a curated record.